Centropristis striata (black sea bass) is the source of this 2923-nucleotide messenger RNA. RefSeq names its product gap junction delta-2 protein-like. Bases 1082 to 2200 code for a protein of 372 amino acids. NCBI's taxonomy places the organism in Eukaryota, Metazoa, Chordata, Actinopteri, Perciformes, Serranidae. Gene Ontology annotation, cellular component: connexin complex. The record is from RefSeq and is a predicted model, not a curated record. The transcript is spliced from 2 exons. Gene Ontology annotation, biological process: cell communication.
CAGAUAACACAUGUAGACAGCCAAGAAAGAAGUACAGAGCAUCUGGGGUUAAAUUAUAUAACAGUUGGUACUACCAGAUGGCCUUUGUAAACACCAUGGGGUGUAACAUCUAACUUAAUUUGUCAUUUUAUUAUUCAAUAUUUGCUAAGAAAUGCCAAUAAACAAAAAAAAAUUGUAUAACAUUCAGGUAAUAACUAACCUUUGGAUACACAAACCGUGUCAAGGCAGCAAAAUAGUGCUGUUUAAGGCUAACUAUCUGAGUUUCACCAAAGCCACAGGGCUCAGAUUGCCUGGCAGCACAAGACAAUGAAAACAAUAAAAACUUAGAAGAAGUAACAUGCUAAACAAUUUAAAAUUUGCAUCAGCCCAGGAGGAUCAUAUGGGCUAACACAGUUAUCACAGUAUGCUGAAUUAUAUUUAUAACGAAAAAAACUGAAUGCACCUACUAAACAUGAAAGAUUGAAUCUAUCAAAACACCUUAAAACCCACAAUUUAUAACCUUUUUUCUGGUACAGUGACAAAAAGAAGGGUUAAAGUUUCCCUAGUUUCUUGUAUGAGUGAUUUGAGGUAGGCCUGUAUUCUUUGCUCCACUACAACCACAAGUUAAACUUGUUUUUUUUAAGUUGCAGAUUAAAAAAAAAAUCUUUAUAAUAAUUAACAUUAAAAUUGAGUUACAGUAGUCUUCUACCAAGAUCAGAGUAUUAAACAUCUUCUAGGAAUAAGCCUUGUAUUUCAGCUCUAAAGUGAAACUGGACACAGACCCAUGCUUGAAUCAGUAUUGUGCACACGCUUUCCAGUACGUUCUUUGAACUCUCUGCUCGUCCGUGAAUGGCUGUUCAGUAAAGGUGCCCCCAUUGUACAUUUCCAUCUUUGUCCCACUGUACAUUGAAAGCCUUUAUUCACAUACAGUGCAACAAAUGUUUCAGUUAGAGUUAGGGAAUAUGUGUGGUCAGCCCAUUCUCCCCUCAUCCAGCUCAAAAGACACGAUAACAUCCAGCAACAGGCUCCACCUGAAUAUGCAGAUUGCUUCUUCUGAUAUUUUUCCAGUUUUGGAUAAGGAAAACUCAGAUUCUCCAAAGAAAUGGGAGACUGGUCCAUUCUUGGCCGCUUCCUAACGGAAGUUCAAAACCAUUCGACUGUCAUUGGCAAGAUAUGGCUGACCAUGCUGCUCAUCUUCCGCAUCCUGCUUGUGGCACUGGUAGGGGAUGCUGUCUACAGCGAUGAGCAGUCCAAGUUUACCUGCAACACCCUACAGCCUGGAUGCAAUAACGUCUGCUAUGACACUUUUGCUCCUGUCUCCCACUUGCGGUUUUGGGUCUUUCAGAUUGUUUUAGUCUCCACACCCUCCAUCUUCUACAUUGUCUACGUCUUGCAAAAAAUCACCAAAAAUGAAAAGUUGGAGGAUAAGAAGGUUCAGGUGGUACCCAGGUCCUCACCUUCACUUGAGCGGGACAAACACGUAAGAGGAGAUAAAGAGACGACACUGCAUGCCGGCAGUCCUUAUAACACAACCUAUAACAAUGAGAACAGGAGCUCACAGGAAGAUGAGUGUGAUGAGAAGAGUCCGCUGGAGGAGGAUAUGGAAGAGGUAGGGAAGGACCCAACCCAGCUCUCCAGCCAAGUACUACUUAUCUACAUCAUACAUGUUUUGCUGCGCUCCAUCAUGGAGAUAAUCUUCCUCAUUGGACAGUACUACCUAUUUGGAUUUGAAGUUCCUCACCUUUUCCGCUGUGAGACCUACCCCUGUCCAAACAGGACUGACUGCUUUGUGUCUCGAGCAACAGAGAAGACCAUCUUCCUCAACUUCAUGUUCAGUGUCAGUCUAGGUUGCUUCAUCUUGAACAUUGUGGAGCUGCAUUAUCUUGGCUGGAUUUAUAUUUUCAGAGUAUUGUUCUCUGCAUGCUGUACAUGCUGUGACUCAGACAGAAACCCUGGGCAGAAGGUGGAUUUAUACUCUGACAACAACCCACUGUUGCUGGAGCUCAAACACUCUCUGCGUGGCAGGGUCGUCCUGCAGACCACCUCUUCCCUGUCCCGGGACAAGAGCAGUGGAGUCCCAAACCAAGGCCCGGCCAUCUCCUUUGAGACGGACUCCACACUGGAGUGCACUUCGAAGAGAAAUCCAGAUGAAAAGGAACGCAGCAAGACUAGAAUGCACAAUAUGGCCAAAAUAGGAAGAGGGAAAAAGUCAUGGCUGUAAAUAAUUUUUGUGUUAUAUAUACUGUAUAUAUUUUCCAUCUAUGACUGCGCGUGUAUAUCUCUAAAUUGAUUGAAAUUGAAAUAUUUUCAGGAUGAAUCAGUUUAUGUAAGUUAGUGAUUAAAAAUUAUUAAGACCAUUUCUAGGGAGAAACUGUGAGUUUUCUAGACACAGAAAAUCUCACUAGCGCAACAGUACCUAUCAUUAAUUCACUGGAAUUUUGAACUAAUUUGGAAAUGUUGCAAUUUGUUUACCACUCUUGGUCUACUCGGAGCACUGUAGAGGCAAGCUCUCUGUUAAUAUAGUCAAAUUGGUGUAUUUGUUAUGAUUUAUUCAUGCCUACACUUACUGCUAUACUGUUUACAACACUACCCUUGUUGGAGAAACAAGGGCCAUAAAGGACCCAUUGUAAAAAGAUAAUGAGUUAAAACAGCAGCUACUUAAUUCUUAGUGGGCCACUUAAAAAGCAGUGCACAAGGACUCUGAUCUGGUAAAGGAGUCUAUAUGUUGUUCCGAUCCAAUUGUUUGUUUGUUUUGCAGCAAAGUAAAUGGAGUGUAAUGUGAACAGCAGGUUACUUGUGGCAGAAUGAGAUUAAAAAAAAGCUUGUUUUUCCUUGACAUGACCUGAUAUAUCUGAAAAAUAUUCCAGCUAUCCUGCAUGGUAAUUAUAUCCCAUCAUUUAUAGGUUUUCAUGAUAUAUGCGUCUUAUAUAAACAUGGUAGGCAC